AGUCUCAAGUCGCCCGCCCUGCCGGCCAGAUGCCGUCGCCGGCAUGGUAGGGCACAACGUAUCAUGGCGCACGGGCACGCGUGGAAGGGCACUGCCGGCGCCAUCCGCAGCGAGAUGCGCGACGCCUGGGCCGCGCUGGAGGCCGCCGCGCGUGCCGAGGAUGCCUCCGCGGCGGAGGGGCACGCGCGGCGACUCCUCGGCGACCAGCUGCCGGACUGGCGGCGCGGGCGCACGCCGCUCAUGGUGCUCCCGGCCAAGGGCCCCACGGAGAUCGCGAGGCAGCUCGUGGAGUCCGGCUCGCGGUCCGACGAGCGGUGCGGCUGGACGGUGCUGAUGGGCACGGCCGCGAUCGGCCCGAUGGAGAUCGCGCGGCUCCUGGUGGAGGCGGGCGCCGACGUGAACGCGACCGACGGCGAGGGGCGCACCGCGCUCAUUCGAAGCGGCGGUGCACGGCCGCGCGGACCUCGCCGGGCUGCUGCUCGCCGCCGGCGCCGACGUGCACGCGGCGGACCACGAGGGCCACACGGCGCUGCUGCUGGCCGCGUUUGACGGCCGGGCGGCCAUCGUGCGGCUGCUGGUCUGCGCGGGCGCGGAGGUCGUGGCGGUGCUCGUGAGCGCGGGCGCGUGCCUCGAUGCCGCCGACGACGACGGGGGGACGGCGCUCACGGACGCGAGCCUCGAGGGCCACGGCGCCAUCGUGCGGCUGCUGGCGGAGGCCGGCGCGGCGGUGCCGAGCCCCUUCGCGGAGCAGCACUGCGGCCUCGGGGAGCCGCCGCGGUGGCUCCUGGCGGCGUAUCGGUGGCAGAUGGGCCUGCCCUGGAAGCUCAUCCGAGGACUGCACAAGAGGGUUCUUCCCGUAAUAGCGCACCGGAUCACGGAGUACCUUGGCAUCCCCUAGGGGGCCGCGCCCAUUCGCAGGGCAGCGCGGCGGCCUCGGGGCGCCGCCGCGGUCGCUCCUGGCGGUCUGUCGGUGGCAAAUGGGCCCGCCGUGGCAGCUCGUCUCGACGAAGUUCCUCUCCUCCCUCUCCUCCUUCCCUCCGACUUGGUGCCCGUGCAGAGUUUGCGAGCCUCGCCGUUUAGCAUAGCCACACGAGUUGACUGUGCUGACCGCCUCUGCUAGCCGCAGCGCCGCCAUCAGCUGACAGGCCAUACGCUUCAUCAGCAGCGCAAUCCAAA
Molecule: messenger RNA, 1176 nt
Organism: Prorocentrum cordatum
Lineage: Eukaryota; Dinophyceae; Prorocentrales; Prorocentraceae
Source: the annotation of a GenBank genome assembly